Molecule: messenger RNA, 1389 nt
Organism: Camelina sativa (false flax)
Lineage: Eukaryota; Viridiplantae; Streptophyta; Magnoliopsida; Brassicales; Brassicaceae
Source: RefSeq, a predicted model, not a curated record
AUGAGGCGUGGCAAUGGGGAGUUGUUCUAUAAGCAUGCGUUUUUCAAUGGAGUUGCAUUCAAGGAGGCGGUUCUCGAUUAUGUUCUCAAAACCGGGAGAAAUCUGAAGCAGUACAGGUAUGAUAAAGCGAAAAUAGGGUAUAAAUGCGUUGGUGUUAAUGAUGAGGAUGGAUCUAAAUGUGAGUGGAAGGUUUAUGCGUCGAUUCUUUCAAAUGAUAGGGUAUGGAAGAUCAAUAAAUUUGUUGAUAAGCAUAGCUGUAUCCCAAAUGGAGAGUGUGAGAUGUUAACAGUGCCUCAUAUAGCUAGGUUGUUUGUUGAUAAGAUUAGAGAUGAUCUCGAGUACUUCAUGCCUAGGAAGAUUGAGGAAAUCGUAAUGAGAGAUUGGAAGAUUAGUAUCACUAGGCCUCAGUGUCAAGCUGCUAGGAAGACUGCUAGAAAGUGGAUUGAGAGGGAGUAUGAUGAGCAGUUCCAUAGAUUAAGAGAUUAUGCAGCUGAGAUUAUGGCAUCAAACCCGAAUUCACAUGUAGAGGGCGAGUGUAUUACAGACGAUGAAGGGAAGGACAUGUUCAACAGGUUCUAUGUUUGUUUUGACAACAUUAGAAGAACAUGGAUGGCGACUUGUAGGCCGAUCAUAGGAAUUGAUGGUUGCUUUUUGAAGAAUAAGAUUAAGGGUCAGCUAUUGGUAGCUUUAGGCAGGGAUGCAAACAAUGGUAUAUAUCCAAUAGCAUGGGGAGUUGUCAAGGGAUUGAUCAAAGUUGUUUCUGAGGAGUUACCAAAGAUAGAGCAUCAGAUGUGUGUUCAACACAUCUUCGGGAACUUGAAAAAUGUUCAUGGAAAUAAAUCUCGAUUGAAGCCACUACUAUGGGAUUUGGCAUGGUCUUACAAUGAGACAGAGUAUAUGCGGCAUUUGGAGAGGAUAUUUGCUUAUGAUUCUCGCGUUUACAGUGAUGUAAUGAGGACAAAUCCAAAGAGUUGGUGCAGGGCAUUCCACAAGGUUGGUAAUUACUGCAUAGAUGUCGACAAUAACCCGACUGAGUCAUUUAACAGCUCCAUCAACAAGGCAAGAGUUAGAGGCAAUAAGACGACUGGCCAUGGGAUCUCUACUCCAUAUGUUGUUAUGUUUCUUGCGGAUGAGCAAAAACUAGCAUCUACGGCUAAGGUAUCAACAAGCACAAAUGGCACAUUUGAAGUCAAAGUCAGUGGAGACUCUCACCGUGUCUGUCUAAAGAAGAUGACUUGUACGUGUCAGAAGUGGCAAAUUUGUGGCAUCCCAUGUGAGCAUGCAUAUGGUCUCAUCAUUCAUAAGACGCUAAAGGCUGAAGACUACGUCUGCCAGUGGUUCCGAACAGCUAUAUGGAGGAGAAAUUAUGAAGAAGGCCUAAUUCCAUAA